AACCAAACAAUUUAACCGAAUUAGGAAUUGCGGCACGUUUUAUCUAUUUAAAUAAGACCGGCUAUAAUGGCUUAUAUCGCGUAAAUAGCCAAGGAGAAUUUAAUGUUCCUUUCGGACAAAAAGAAAAAGUUAAAUUAUUUGACAAAGAAAAUAUUUUAGCCAUUAGCAAGUAUUUAAAUAAGAAUGAAAUUCAGAUUUUAAAUCACGACUACCGGCAAAUUUUACCACUAAUUAAAGAAAAUGAUUUCUUGUUCGUGGAUCCGCCGUAUGACAGUGAAAAGACCAUUUUAGUAAAUGGACUUUCGGUGAAACAAAAAGGCAAUGGUUUUAAUUCUUACACGGCUGAUAAAUUUACGCAGGAAAAUCAAAAAGAAUUAACCCAGUUCUUAAAAAAAUGUGAAAAGCAAGGAGCGAAAUGGUUGUUAACCAAUCAUGCUACUACUCAAAGAUUUAUUAAUUGUCAAGGGAAUAAGCGAGUAGAAGGAGCCCAAGAAAUAUUUAUCGGGAAUUACCAGUUAACCGAACAACAAAAAAAAGAAUUAGA
Messenger RNA from Racocetra fulgida, 544 nucleotides. The record is from the annotation of a GenBank genome assembly. Lineage: Eukaryota; Fungi; Glomeromycota; Glomeromycetes; Diversisporales; Gigasporaceae.